UCUUGCGUCUUUAAAAAAGCCAUGACUGCACGGCAUCCUCUUCAGAAACUGAACACGAAGCGACCACUGUGCCUGGAGCCGAGCUGUAAACACGGAAACUUCCUCCACACCACGUGACUGGCUCUCGAGAGCUACGCGGAACCGACGCGUGACGCCUCGCCGCACACAUAGACGAUCUCCGUUUCUCAGCGUCUUGACGUGUCACCGGGGGACAGUGAGGGAAGUUUCCGAUCUUGAAAUUUUGGUCUCUAGUUUGAAACGCACACUAAAUGUGGGGUUAGAUUCAUUUGUGGGAAUCAUGUCCCUGCCGCAGCGUGUCUGCAGGUCAACAUGCAGUGGAGGAGGCACAUCUCUGGCCUCGCUUUUAGCGUCGUUUUCGUUUUAUCAUAUUUCACUAAUAAGUUUGUCCUGUCCGAAUUAAAAUUCACAUAUCCAACUUUAUUUCAAGGAUGGCAGACAUUCAUUGGAGCCGUCCUUCUUCUGCUGUCUGGGAAGCUGGGGUGGGUGGAAAUGAGCCGUAUCACCAGAUCUGCAGCUCUUUCUUGGCUUCCAGGCUCGUUCUUGUUUGUGGGAAACAUAUACGCUGGUUCCAGGGCUUUAUCGCGCAUAGACAUUCCUCAGUUCUUCACUCUUCAAAACUCCUCUCAUGUUGUUAGUUAUGUAAUCUUCAAGGUUGUCCACAGAGAGAAGACGCAGAGGCUGAAAAUGAUCAGUAUAUGCCUCAUUCUGCUCUCAGCCAUAUACCUUCCCUCUUACGACCCUCAGUUUGACUACAGUGGUUACAUGUGGGCUUUCUGGCAUCUCUUCUGUGUUGGGGCAUACAGAGUGUUUCAAGUUCACUACAAGUCCACUAACCUGAGUGAUCUUGAGCAGCAGUGCAUCAACUACUUGUUCAGUGUAUUGCUGCUGGCCUUGGCUGCUCAUCCAACAGGUGACCUGACAGGUGCCAUGGAGUUUCCGUCCCUUCAGUCCCACACGUUUCACUGUGGUUGCUGUGCCAGUGCUCUGCUAGGAUUUUUGUUGCUGUUGGCCACAGUCAGAUUAAAAAGCGGACUGUCACUCGAGUACCUCGGCGUCUGGAUAUUUUUGUCUAAGGUUACCGCCAUGUUCCUCUCCCCGUUCAUUUUCUCCAUGGACGUUAACCUCCAGUCUCUUUUUUGUGUAAUCGUCAGCCAUGUUGCAGAGGCUCUGCUGGUUUAUUCCGAGAGAGAUUCCCAGCCGGGAUGACACAACUGCAGUUCCUAAACGAGUUCACAUGCACUUCAUAAUGAGCAUAAAGAGAUUCUUUUUCCUUUUGUAAAAAAUAUAUAUUUUUGAAAUUUCUCAUGUGUUCUCUGACCAAAUAAAGCUUUCUGUAUUUUUA
Mugil cephalus (flathead mullet) is the source of this 1363-nucleotide messenger RNA. RefSeq names its product transmembrane protein 241 (gene slc35d4). The coding region runs from base 331 to 1227 and encodes 298 amino acids. The record is from RefSeq and is a predicted model, not a curated record. NCBI's taxonomy places the organism in Eukaryota, Metazoa, Chordata, Actinopteri, Mugiliformes, Mugilidae. The transcript is spliced from 16 exons.